AUGUCCCCACCAACUGCUGUCGAGAUUAUUGAGGAAGGUAUUCGUAACCAAUCCAUCAAGACUAACAAUGCUGUGUUGAAAGAAGGUUUUGCUGCCAAUUAUAUUGACAAGCUACCGGAACACUCGCGUAAGCGAUUUGAACGACAUGGAGUUGAUCUUUCUCGUGGUUAUCCAGAGCGUCCAUCUCAUAUUCCAAUCUGGCUAGACGAAGCAGCCAAAAUUCACAGUAGUCGCAGCGAGUAUGUUGAGAAAGGUGCUAAAGCUGAUCCAGAAAAGAAGGCUUUGUUCGGUGCUGCUAAAGAAGUGAUUAACUUGACGAAGCACAUUGGUACUGAGAUUGUCGGUUUACAAUUGGCUGACUUGAACCAAACACAAUUGGAUGAGCUGGCAUUACUCAUUGCCGAGAGAUCUGUAGUGUUCUUCCGUGACCAAGAUUUGGCUCCUCAGAAGCAGCUUGAAAUCGGAAAGUAUUUUGGAGACGUCGAGAUCCACCCUCAAGUGCCACAUGUUCCAGGACUUCCGGGUGUUUCAGUUAUCUGGCCGGAUUUCCAGGUCUUUGAAGGCCGAGUAGUCAACUUCAGAAAGCCAGGUGGUGCAUCCGGAUGGCACACAGAUUUGGAUCAUUUGAUUCAAAGUGCUGCUAUUACACAUCUUCACAAUGAUGAAAUUCCUGCUGUUGGAGGCGACACAUCUUGGUCGUCUGGAUAUGGACUUUAUGACAAGCUGUCUCCUGCUCUCCAGAAAUUCCUUGAAGGAAAGACUGCUAUCCACAGAUCAGCACAUGCGUACUUGGACAAGAACGAUCAAUUCGGUGGUCCAAAGUACAUUGAAACUGAGCACCCUAUUGUAAGAACACAUCCAGCAACCGGAUGGAAAGCGGUUUGGGUCAACCGUGCUCAUACUGUCCGAAUUGUCGGUUUAGAACCAGCAGAGUCGGCAGCAAUUCUUAAUUUGCUUUAUGAUAUCAUUGAGAAGAACCUUGAUAUCCAGGUUAGAUUCAGAUGGCAACCAACCAAGGAGGGUCUUGGAACCUCUGCUCUCUGGGAUAACCGUAUCACUAUCCACAAUGCAGUUGGCGAUUACUCAGAGCCUCGUCAUGGAACUCGAGUGAGUGGUCUCGGUGAGAAACCAUACUAUGAUCCUAACUCCAAGUCUCGUCAUGAGGCUCUUGGUCUGUCAGUCUAA
Sugiyamaella lignohabitans is the source of this 1185-nucleotide messenger RNA. RefSeq names its product Jlp1p (gene JLP1). The record is from RefSeq and is a predicted model, not a curated record. The transcript has a single exon. Gene Ontology annotation, cellular component: cytoplasm. Lineage: Eukaryota; Fungi; Ascomycota; Dipodascomycetes; Dipodascales; Trichomonascaceae. Gene Ontology annotation, molecular function: 2-oxoglutarate-dependent dioxygenase activity. The coding region runs from base 1 to 1185 and encodes 394 amino acids.